AUGAGGCUCAGAAUACCGAGACGUUAGGGGGUGUCCUUUGAAGAGCUGGGAAAACCGCCGAGGCAGUGCCAGUAAUACCGACUAAAGACGUUACCAACCCCGUAAUUUAACGUUUUCGUACCAGUGGCAGCCGUUAACGAUGAUGAACGGACAGAUGAAUGGUUUUCAUAACUCCCUCAUUGACGAGGACUGCUUCUUGUUCACCUCGGAGUCCGUCGGGGAAGGACAUCCCGACAAAAUCUGUGACCAGAUAAGCGAUGCAGUUUUGGACGCCCAUCUGAAGCAGGAUCCAGAUGCCAAAGUUGCAUGUGAGACCAUUGCCAAGACUGGGAUGAUCCUACUGGCAGGUGAGAUUACCUCACGGGCCACGGUGGAUUACCAGAAAAUUGUUCGUGACACCAUCCGCCAAAUUGGAUAUGACGACUCCUCCAAAGGUUUUGACUACAAGACGUGCAAUGUUCUUGUGGCGCUGGAGCAGCAGUCUCCUGACAUUGCUCAGGGUGUUCACAUUGAUCGCAAUGAGGAGGACAUCGGAGCUGGGGAUCAGGGUUUGAUGUUUGGAUACGCCACUGAUGAGACUGAGGAGUGCAUGCCUCUCACAAUCGUUCUUGCCCACAAGCUGAAUGCCAAGAUGGCUGAACUGCGCCGCAAUGGCACCCUUCCAUGGCUCCGACCAGACUCAAAGACACAGGUUACUGUACAAUACCGCCAGGACCGCGGUGCCAUGCUGCCAGUGCGUGUGCACACUAUUGUCAUCUCUGUCCAGCACGAUGAAGAUAUUUGCUUGGAGGAGAUGAGAGAUGCUCUGAAGGAGAAGGUCAUCAAGGCGGUUGUUCCCUGCAUUUACUUGGAUGAUGACACCAUCUACCACCUGCAGCCCAGUGGUCGUUUUGUCAUUGGAGGUCCACAGGGAGAUGCUGGCCUCACCGGACGUAAGAUCAUUGUAGACACUUACGGAGGCUGGGGAGCCCAUGGUGGCGGAGCCUUCUCUGGGAAGGAUUACACAAAGGUGGAUCGCUCUGCUGCUUAUGCGGCACGCUGGGUGGCCAAGUCCCUGGUGAAAGCUGAGCUUUGCAGGAGGGUGCUGGUCCAGGUGUCGUAUGCCAUUGGAGUUGCCCACCCCCUCUCGAUUUCUAUCUUCCACUUUUUGACCUCCCACAAGGGUGAGAGUGAACUGCUUGACAUGAAGAAGAACUUUGAUCUCUGGCCUAGAGUCAUCAUCAGGUAACCUUUGAAGCCACCUCCUCACUGAUAGCACAGUUCCUGGAGGAUUGCUGUAUGUUAGUUUCUCCAAUCUGUAGUUUAUUAUAUCCAAAUAAACUAUAUAUAGAUUAUUAAUUAGGGGGUGAGGUAAUAAACAAAUUGCAUUAGGUUAAACACCUAAGCUUCAGUGGGGGCAAACAGCUUAUUUAGUGGGGGGUCUUGUAUUUGGAUUAUUUAGCUCAGUUAGUGGUUUUAUAAAUGGGAGGAGUUUGGUUUCUGCAAGCUGCAAUGUCCUGUGGUUAGCAGGGUAAGUGUUGCGUCUUCACGUUCCUCUCUUUACCAGCCAGCCAUCUAAUUGAUUUUUUUCGCUGUCGCCACUCCCCACUGGCUAAUUCGAGUAUUAUGCCUGUGUGUGUGCAUUUGAGGUCACUGGAUGUGACUGCUGCUAAAGAGUCUGAUUAUGUAUUCCAGGGAUCUGGAUCUGAAGAAACCCUUGUAUCAGAGGACCGCAGCCUACGGCCACUUUGGCCGAGACUCCUUCCCUUGGGAGGUCCCCAAAAAACUCAAAUACUAAACCUGUUAAGCUUUUACCCCCAGGCUUGUUGGUGUAUACUACAGAGAAGCCUCCAAGGUUCCGGGGGUGAAAUGCCCUUUUCUCUCAUAUUGGUACCAUUUAACACAUUAACCGCUUUCCUCACUCCACCUCCCUUCUUUUGUCUUGUUACUGUUUUUCUGCUGAUUGCAGUAUCGUGCUGGGUCCCAGGAGGCAUGCCUCAGAAACUUGAUGUUUUAAAGAACUAGAUGAGUUCCAUGAACUCAUGCACCGUAGUACUUACUGUUCUCCCACGUCUUGAGGUUCCCCCCGCUUCGUAUUGUGAUGCGCUGAGUAGCGGCGUUCAGCCCUCAUUUUUGGCAUUCCACACUCAUCACUAUCGUCACUAUCACUGUCAUGGCGGUAGUAUAAUAGGCUUUAUGUGAUAUUCCUCUUAAUUUACUGGUGCUACUAAUGAGUCUGCAUGACAUCUAAAAGAGAAAAAUAAUUUCAAAGUCCUCUCAAGUGCAUAUUUGGAGUCGUGUGAUCUGGCUGUGUCCCCCUAAAAUUGUUAGCUUCUCCAUUCCUCCUGUUGUCAGCCUGGUACGGUUGUUCCUUGACCCCCAGUGUUCAUUUAUCCUUUUUGUUAGCUUGUUUUUUUUCCCCUCAUCCUUGUGGAGGAUGCUAGAAUGGCACAAUUUAAAAUUCAAGGGUUGUUGCUGUUUUCACUAUUUAAAAAAAA
Maylandia zebra (zebra mbuna) is the source of this 2477-nucleotide messenger RNA. The record is from RefSeq and is a predicted model, not a curated record. Lineage: Eukaryota; Metazoa; Chordata; Actinopteri; Cichliformes; Cichlidae.